CGCUCAGCAGCCUGAUAAUGGAAACCCUACCCGGGCUGGGAAUCUAAAGAGGUUAAUUCGACUGACUCCUCCCAGCGUUGCUAUUUUUUCGCAUUGAUAGUCACACCACUUGUGAGUCGCCUUAUAAGUGAGAGAGCUGCUCGGGAGCGCCGGACAACCUCCAGGAGCUGUCUCCGUUACGCAUGGUGCUGAAAGUGCCACUCGCCGCAUCAUGUGGUCGGUCUUCUUUGUCUUUCUGUCUUAUCUUGACAGAAACUUCGUUAAGGGCGACUUCCUGAGUCGAGCUUUGGACGCAGAGAAGGAGAGCAAAGAGAUGUUCUCCAUGCUCAACGGCACCUUUUGUGCCAAAAUGUCAACCGUGCGGGAGAGCUUCCUCUACCAGGUGUCAGACGGAGCCGAGGUGGUGCGAUCCGUCAUCAGCCCCGCCGGGAUGUUUGGAAACUGUUCGGUCACAGCGAACCAGAUGCAGGUGAAGUCGUUCAUGCACGAGUGCAGGUUGGGACUGAAAGAACACAGAGCCGACCGACAGCUGGAGACGCGUUUUGUGCGCACGGAUGAAGCCAAGCUGAUGUGCCGGGAGUUUAAAGAGAGGUCGGAGCGCAGAGGCAAGGUGGUAAAGAGUGAUGACUCGGAACUGCCGGACAAGGUUUUAAAAAGACCCAAGAGAGGCUUCACUUACCCUGGGACGCUGUGGUGUGGAGCUGGAAACAUGGCUGAUCAUUAUGACCAACUUGGAGAAUUUGCGAAGACCGACAGCUGCUGCCGUAUUCAUGACCACUGUCCUCACGUCAUCCACGCCUUCUCCUCUAAUUACGGCCACACCAAUUUCAAGUGGCACUCCAUCUGCCAUUGUGCCUGUGAUGAUGCGUUGAAAGAUUGCCUGAGGAAAGUCAACGACACAUCUUCCAGGGUAGUUGGUCAAGCGUUCUUCAACGUCAUUGGUGUGCCUUGCUUUGAGCUUGCAUAUGAAGAUCAGUGUGCAGAGCGGCACUGGUACGGCGUGUGUAAACGUUAUGAGAAGUUUCCCAUUGCUGUGCUGAGAGAGGCCGUCCCGUACGACUUUGGCGGGAUCGAGGCCAUUGAUGCGCUGCCGUUGCCUCCUUCCGAAAAGAAGGAGGACUCUGAGAAGAGCAAAGACGAUGUGAAACCCGAGAGUACAACACAGUCUACAAUGUCGGGCCCCGAAGAGCCUUCUCUAAGAAACGUUGUCACCGCCGCCGAGGACUUCAUCAAGGUCCUCGCUACCGUCUCCACCUCUCAAAGCUCCACUACUGACUCCACUAAAAGCGAGUCCCAAAGUUCAGAGAAGAAGAAGAGGAAGAACACAGGACGGAAGAAGAAAACCAACAAAAAGCCAAAGGGAAAGGGGAGGAAGAGAAAGCAGAAGACAGAAGAAGGGGCUGCAGUUUCACCCUCUGGCAGCAAAGCUGAAGAAGUCAUCGCUCUAAGUAACGCCAUGGUGGAGCCACACCAACACCAGCAGUCAAGUAGAAACACAAACACAAUUGUUGACAGAGAAUAUAAGAUGAAAGAAAAAGAAGAGCCUUUUAAGGAAGUCAUGAAAGAUAAACCUUCAAUAGAUAAGGAGAUAGUUUCCUUUACGUCACCUACAAUAGUCCAGAGGAAACCAGCAGAGUCCUCAGACGAAACCAUUCCGUCUUCACCAAUAACUGCUGGUACACAUAAAAGACACAGCAAAAAGCACACAAAGGGAAGAAAAAAGAAGAGCAAGAACAUCUCUCUUUCUCCUUCUACAGAGGUGGAAACGAACACAACAGACAACGUAGGAGUUGUUUUUCCCCCCACCGUCACCACCAAAACCCAAACAGCCCGGCCGGAGCAACAAAGCCCUGUUGUCAGCACUGCCAGUACCCCCAUUAGAAUCCCCAAUGUCAAAAGGAACAGGUCAAAGGAGAGAGGAGACAGAGCGGGGAGGAAGAAAAGGAGGAAACUCAACUCUGGUUCCUCCAUUGUGGCCCCUACCCAAGAAAAUUCCUCCACGGACAAUCUGAAAGUGAUCCUUCUCACUGGGGCUCCCACCGUGCCGUCGCUGUCCUCCGCAGACAGAAAGGUUUCAGAAAGGAUGGAUGUUUACGCGAGUAAGACGACCGUCCGAGGUACGCCUGCGACUAUUAGUGUUCGGAAAAGCCAAAAGCUGAAAGGACCGAGAAGCAGAAGGAGGAAAACGGUUGCUCCUCUUUUGAGUGAAAAUCCACUUUUUCCCAAUGGCUCUGAAAAUGUGAUUCCUAUUGUCACCACUCAAGAGAAGAGUGAGGCACUGAAACGCCCUCGCAGCCCUUCUGCAGGGAGAACACACGGUCAGAGCGAACGGAUGCUUUUGACCGCCGUCACGGCAACCCCUCCUGUCGUUACAGAGCGACACGGGCAGACAAGCCAACAGCAGAGAAGACCACACAUGAAAGCCACGGUUGCAUUACUCCCAGAUGGAGCAUCUAUUCCCAAACAAACUGAACACACAGCAGUGACUCUUACACCCACGCCACCUAAAGUUGCAACCACGGAGGAGCUUGACCUACCGAUCAAGGACAAAACGCACGGGACCAGCUCAGCAACUCCCAUCAUGAGUCCGAUGCAGUUAUCGAUCGAUAGAGCCAAAGCCCAAUUCACCAGGAAGAAGAGGAGGAAAGCCGCUCUGUCUCUCAGACAACAGUGAGCCAUGUGCUGCACCUAGAAAGGCUGGAAGUAAACUUAGGCUUUAGCUCCUGUCGAUCACGCCUACAUACAAAAUGUGAUAAAAAGGUAUUAAUCUUUUGUGCUUCAGCAUUUCAAUCGUCGAAAUGGAAAGAUGCUCGAUUGUAAUGCGAGAAUCGUGUUUUCUGCAUGUCUAUAAUAAAAUUUCCAAAUGAUUAGCUUAGCCCAUGUUCAUAUUUAAUGAUGGAAUAAACAAAAUAAACAAAGCUAGCUGUUUCUUUCUUCUGUGGG
Molecule: messenger RNA, 2943 nt
Organism: Pungitius pungitius (ninespine stickleback)
Lineage: Eukaryota; Metazoa; Chordata; Actinopteri; Perciformes; Gasterosteidae
Gene: proca1
Product: protein interacting with cyclin A1
Exons: 4
Coding region: 212-2674 (820 amino acids)
Biological process (GO): arachidonate secretion; phospholipid metabolic process
Molecular function (GO): A2-type glycerophospholipase activity
Source: RefSeq, a predicted model, not a curated record